AUGGACAACGAGAAAGAAGGGUUUCCUAUUACUGCCAUCCGGGAAAUUAGAAUUUUAAAGAAGCUGCGGCAUGAAAAUGUUAUUAAGCUGAAAGAGAUUGUGACAUCUCCAGGUCCUGAGGUGGAUGAGCAAGAGAAAUCAGAUGUUAAUAAGUACAAGGGCAACAUUUACAUGGUUUUUGAGUAUAUGGACCAUGACUUAACAGGCCUUGCUGAUCGUCCUGGAUUGCGAUUUACUAUUCCACAGAUCAAGUGUUAUAUGAGGCAACUACUGACGGGGCUUCAUUACUGUCACAUCAAUCAAGUACUUCACAGGGACAUCAAAGGCUCUAAUCUUCUCAUUGAUAAUGAGGGAAAUCUAAAGCUUGCAGAUUUUGGGCUAGCACGGUCAUUUUCACAUGACCACACUGGAAAUCUCACAAAUCGAGUUAUUACUUUGUGGUAUAGACCUCCAGAGUUGCUGCUUGGAGCCACCAAGUAUGGUCCAGCUGUCGACAUGUGGUCUGUUGGUUGUAUCUUUGCUGAGCUUUUGCAUGGGAAACCAAUAUUACCUGGGAAAAAUGAGGUUAGGCAUAUCUCUUGA
Ilex paraguariensis (yerba mate) is the source of this 582-nucleotide messenger RNA. The record is from the annotation of a GenBank genome assembly. NCBI's taxonomy places the organism in Eukaryota, Viridiplantae, Streptophyta, Magnoliopsida, Aquifoliales, Aquifoliaceae.